Molecule: messenger RNA, 2268 nt
Organism: Cajanus cajan (pigeon pea)
Lineage: Eukaryota; Viridiplantae; Streptophyta; Magnoliopsida; Fabales; Fabaceae
Cellular component (GO): membrane
Molecular function (GO): protein binding
Source: RefSeq, a predicted model, not a curated record
AUGUUGCGUGUGAUAGGUUUACGUGGAUGAUAUAAGGAGACAUGGCAGAGUUAUGAGUUAUGAGCGAUCGAGGAGAGGUAGUGAGCGAGAAAGAAAAGAGCAGAUAUGAUAAUGACAGGGCAGAUAGCCUUGAUCGAGAAAAUGAAAAAGCCAUACAUAAUGGCGAAGAGAUGCGAUUGGGAAAGUUUCAGAAAAUAUUUCCGGAAACACAAAGAGCUGUUGGACAAGCAAGUAGACUUGCACCACAGCACUCCUCUACACUACGCAGCACACUGUGGGAACCCAGAAAUGUACAAGGAGAUGCUGGGGCUGGUGCGUGAGGAAGACAUAAAGCGCGUGCUGAGGUUGCAGGACGACAUGGGGAACACGCCGCUUCACGAGGUGGCGUUCACCGGAGAAGUCGAAAUGACUAAGAGCAUUCUCGAGUACGAGGAGAAGCCAGGGUCUGAUCAGUAUCAGCCACUGCUUGAAAUGCGAAACCACUUGGGAGAAACACCCGUUUAUAGGGCUGCCGCGCUUGGAAAAACCGACUUGCUUGCUUACUUCCUUCUUGUGUGUCGCGUUGACACCGCUAAUCAUUUUCACAGGACGGCGGAUAAGAUGUCCAUUCUUCACACUGCUGUCAUUGACCAGUUCUUCGGCACAGCCUUAUGGUUAUUGAGACGGUAUAGCGACCUAGCUUAUGAAAAGGAAGACAAUGGACUCACAACUCUGCAAUUGCUAGCAAAAAUGCCUUCUACAUUUAAAAGUCAAACCAAAAUGGGGCUUAUCAAAAAUUUCUUAUACCCUUUGCUUCCUGACUUUCAAGAUUACAAAUACUACCAUCAAAAUAAGGAGUGUGACACAAAAAAGGGAGAUUUGGAAAGUGGUGAGAGAAGCAAAAAGGAACCACCCCCAACUCAAAGGAAACUCUCAGCUUUUCAUUGGAUGUGGUGUACUAUGUGGAAGAUUGUGGCCAAAGAAUGGAAAGAGAUUGAUAAACUUUGGAGGAAAAAGGAAAUGCAUAAUUUAGCAAAGGAACUUGUAUACUUGCUAGCACAAAAAGACUAUUCAUGGCGAAAUACAGCCAUAGCAAGGGAUAGAACAGUUUCCAUGGGGAGAUCACAUCCCGAAGGAAGGCAAAAAGAAAAAGAUGGUGAGGAACACAAGGAAGAAAAGAAACAUGAGGAUGCAAGAAAACCUACAUAUACCCCAUUGCUUAUGGCUGCUUGCAAUGGAAUUACAGAGAUUGUUGAAUUAAUAAUUCGUUUCAAUCCUCAUUCAAUUGAGCAUGUUAGUGAAGAUGAACAAAACAUAUUGUACAUGGCUGUCAAACACCGCCAACAUGAAAUUUACCUUAUCUUAAAGAAAUUGAAAAUGGUGAGAAGUCUUGCUGGAAAAAUAGACAAGGAAAGUAACACUGUCCUUCACUACACCGCAGAAUUUCAAGGGGGGUCCCAACCUGGUUAUGCUAUGCAACUGCAAGAGGAAUUGCAUUGGUUCGAUCGCAUACACAAGAGACUCCCUUAUCAUUACACUAUUCACAAGAACAACCACAACAAAACCGCAAAGGAACUUUUUAUGGAAAAGCAUGCACCACUGCUCAAGGAUGCUCGUGAAUGGAUAAAAGAGACUGCACAAUCAUGCUCCGCAGUAGCUGUUCUUGUUGCCACUGUGGUCUUUGCAGCAGCAUACACUGUCCCUGGAGGCAAUGAUAAUGAUGGCUUCCCUAAAUUUCUUCACCACCCCAUUUUCUUGGUGUUCACAAUCAUGGAUGUUUUGGCUCUCGUAAGUUCAUUGGCUUCGGUGAUUAUGUUCCUCUCGAUCCUCACAUCACCCUGUGAGAUGUGGGAUUUUCGAAGGUCUCUCCCUCGGAAACUCAUGGCAGGUUUUGCCUUGCUGUUCUUCUCCAUGGCCACAACAAUGCUAUCAUUCAGUGCAACGAUUCUUAUCAACAUCAAGUUAGAGCAGAACAAAUGGACUUCAAGUUUGACAUAUUGUGCUGCAUUCUUCCCUGUCUGCAUAUUUGCAUUGGUGCAGUUUCCUCUAUAUGUUGCCAUCAAAGGAUGUGUGAGGAGCAUCCUUAGGAGACUUAAGAAGAUCAUUCCUCGUUUCCUUCUCAAGUUGCUCAAAAAGGGUAGGAGAAAGAAAUUAUGGGAAAUUUGAAUUGGAAACUGUCUAUUUUCUAUCCAUUUUUGGUUGUUUGCAUUUGGCAAUGCCAUUUUACUUUUUCAAACUUACAUUGAUUGUACAUUGAUUGUAUGGGUCAUUUGUGGUAAAAUAACCAUU